Penicillium chermesinum is the source of this 339-nucleotide messenger RNA. RefSeq names its product transcription initiation factor IIA subunit gamma. Gene Ontology annotation, biological process: transcription initiation at RNA polymerase II promoter; RNA polymerase II preinitiation complex assembly. The record is from RefSeq and is a predicted model, not a curated record. The coding region runs from base 1 to 339 and encodes 112 amino acids. Gene Ontology annotation, cellular component: transcription factor TFIIA complex. The transcript has 3 exons. Gene Ontology annotation, molecular function: RNA polymerase II general transcription initiation factor activity; TBP-class protein binding. Lineage: Eukaryota; Fungi; Ascomycota; Eurotiomycetes; Eurotiales; Aspergillaceae.
AUGGCCGCUCAGCAGUCCUACUACGAGCUUUACCGUGGGAGCAGUCUUGGCUUGUCUUUGACGGACACUCUCGAUGACCUGAUCAACGAAGGUCGUAUCGAACCCCAGCUGGCGAUGAAGAUCCUGUCAACCUUUGACCGAGUCGUCACUGAAGUCCUGGCAGAUAAGGUUCGAGCCAGGCUGACUUUCAAGGGCCACCUCGAUACCUACCGAUUCUGCGAUGAAGUCUGGACUUUCCUGAUCAAGGAUGUCUCGUUCAAGCUAGAUAAUCAAUCUACAGUCAGCGCGGAGAAGGUCAAGAUCGUGAGCUGCAACAGCAAGCGACCUGGCGAAGCCUAG